Molecule: messenger RNA, 10970 nt
Organism: Mya arenaria
Lineage: Eukaryota; Metazoa; Mollusca; Bivalvia; Myida; Myidae
Product: C2 domain-containing protein 3-like
Exons: 39
Coding region: 108-8528 (2806 amino acids)
Biological process (GO): centriole elongation; cilium assembly
Cellular component (GO): centriole; centriolar satellite
Source: RefSeq, a predicted model, not a curated record
GCGGAUUAGUUGGAAAAGUUUUCAUUGGAAACAGUGAGAAAAUGGGAUAAUACCAAUGUUUUACCAUUCCGAUUGGCUAUAUAAGUUCUGAACAGAAUUGAAAUGGAAUGAAGUCUCUGAGGAAAAAACAGAGAACUCCCAAAAAGACUAAACCUCCUGUGGAGACCGCCCAAAAUGAUGAUGUUUCAGUUGAGACUGGAUUGCCUCCACAGGUUGAGGGCCAGCUACGAUGUUUCUGCCGAGUGUCUGUCACACAAAUCACAUGGAAUGUACUUAACGCUCCCAAAUCAGCACAAGUUCUAUUGAAGUGGUGGGGUGAGCCUGGCAAUGGCAUCCUCUUCAGACCUGUUGAUCAUAAUCAGAGGAAUGCUGGACAUCCACGGACAACGGCCAGAUUUCCUGUGAGAUCAGGGCCAAAACAGUUCAAUGCUUACUUGGCUGAUAUGUCAAGCCUUGUACUUGAAGUUCAAAGUGGGCCUAAGCAGGUUCCUGUAGGCACUGUGGAGGUGCCCCACUUGAGUCAGCUAGCACCCAACAGACCAAUAAAUGGACUUUUCCCCAUCAUCUCGCCAACAGAAGACAGGAUAGGAGAACUUCAUGUUUCUAUGAUGAUUGAAUCUCUGAUGGCGUCGUAUGACAGUACUGGUUCCAUCCCGACAACAGACUUAAGCAUGGAAACUCAUGUGACCCAGGAGUCUUCGGUACCGAAGCAGUCCCGCCCUGUCCCCCACUCAGACCAGCCUCGCAAACCUGUUGACGACCCUUUCAUCUCUCCAGCCUCUCAUCUACAGAAUGCUGAGACUCGUCUAGCAAAUGGUUACACAGAGGACUUGAGGCAGCAUCUGCAAUAUGAGCCAGAUCCAGUUGAACGCCAAUAUAGACAAAUGGAAAAUGGUGGAGCUGUGGCAAUAACAACUAAUGGUGAUGUCAUCAGAACUAACUACAGCAAUGAAAAUAUUCAAGGCAAAAAAGAAAAUGUUGCACCCACCUCCACCACCCAAGCCACCAACAGUGACCUUCUGUCGGUGCUUCUGGACAAGGGGAAUAAACUCCGUGAGCAGAUGAUUGUCUCCUCCUUGCACAACAAUUCAAGGGGCAAUAACUCUGUCACAGAGAGAGUUGUCACACAUGAUGUGCCACAUGGAGUUCCACAGAGAAAACCUGUGGAUGUUUCAGGAAAAAGUAUGGAUGGGAGUUUCCUACAGGAGAUACUGAGAGCAGAGAGGCUGUUUGGUGCAGAGGGUGAACAAUUGGAUGACGCUGCUGUAGACCUGGUGUUUGGGGGUCAGCUUACAGAUGAUAUAAGGCUGUUUAAGGGUCCACAUGGGAGUCCCAAUGGGAGUAUAUCAGGUGAUGAUGACAUGAUGAGUGAUUAUGAGGAUCCAGUACACAGCCAGUCCCUGCUACAAGAACUCUUCUAUAAGAACAACAUCUCUGACGAGAACCUCUCUGAUAUCAGCUGUGAUGAAUACAGAACAAAGAAACAUAAAGACCUAGAGGAUGAGUCUAAUAUGAGACCUCCAUCCCGCUCCUCCUCCAUGUCCAGCCUUGCUCUUGCCUUCCCACCAGAACCAGAGACCAAGAAACACAAGCCCCGCACACCUAAGCGCAAGUCUCGCACUAAAGUACGGCGUAAGGGCAGUAAGAAACGAAAGGGUUCACGGUCUCGAUCAGGCGCGAGUGCUAGCGAGUUUAGUGAUAGCGAUGUAGGGAGCAGGGCUAGCACGCCGAGGUCGGAAUCAUCAAGGGUAUCCUUUGACAUGGUGCCCUCUGAUAUUGAUGAGCCACCCACCAGAGAUGAACCUUCACGUCACAAGAAGUCCAACACAGUUGAUGGUAUGAGUGUUGAGCGCCUGACAUUACUGGGGCGUGUACAUGUUGCCAGGGUAACCAUUGAUUCACUGCAGCUAGCAGCAAACAUGGAUACUUCCUCAUCAAAAUCAAAACCAAAAACAAAAUAUGGCAUUAAACCACCUAAACCAUCACCUAAGGCAAAAAAGUCAUGUACUUACUUCAUUGAGUACCAGUUUCCAGUUGUAGCUACCUCACGAGACAAAUACUCUCCCAACGCCAUGGCAACCGAAGUCAUGAGGGUUGUGUCACGCAAUGUCAAGAAUGGUGUGGUGACAUUCAACCAUCGUUCUGUGUUCCCUGUGAUGUUUGAUGGGACAGCUGUGGAAAGAUGGUGGAAAUCUGCACUUGUAUUUAAACUGUACUCAAGAAACGCUGGACAGAAAGUGCCUGCCCUUAUAGGAAGUUGUGGAAUCCCGCUGAAGUCAAUCCUAAAGUCUGAGAGCCUGUAUGUGGGUAAGGACAUGGAGGUCAGGAAUACGGAUAAGUCCACGGCCAACACCUCUGCUAACACUUCCAGGCAUGGCAAUCAUGACACUCUCGGAAGCCUAAGGUUGGUGAUUGAGCUAGCCUCUGACAGUAAGGAGUUCCCCACCCAGCUGGCACGUACCAAGCUUGCUGAACUGACCGGCAAGGCGAAGAUUGUCCCCAUUGCUCAAGCCCCAACCCCUGCUCACGCCUCUGCUCCCAAACCUCCUCCUGCCCCAGUCCAACAACGAUCAACCUCCGGGGAAAGGUUCAAUUCAGCUCCUAGAGGAACUGAGGGCCGUAAUGUAUCAAGGUCACCAGCCCGUAAUUCCAGAUCCCCAGCCCGCCAUGCCCCGAGGCCAGCCCCAGUUGCCCCCUGUGAGGGCCUCUCUAUUCCAGCUCCUGUCUCUGUACAGCACUAUGAUGGGGACCAGGCAGUCAUCCACUACCACCACCCUCUACAGGAGCAGCAACAAGGAGAGGUGAUGACGCUGCACGCCCUUUUAUUGAUCCCAGAUGGCAGAAACAUCACAAUGCAGGGCGUCCCUUCCCUGGCAGCAGCCAAGAGGCACCCCGUCUUCCAGCAGCCCAGUACACACUCCGCUCCUGGUGUGCGAGCGCGUGACAUGGUUGUGCGGAACUGUUACCUGGUGUGUCGUAUGUUCUGGUGUGAUGAGGCUGUACACAGCGCUGUCUUUUGGGGCACCAGUCAACCACAGUUCAACUUCCAACAGAUUGCACCAGUGUUGAUGUCCCAGUCUCUACUCGAGAGGAUGAAGAACAACUUCAUGAUUGUGGAGGUCUGGGACAAGAAAACAUCCGCAGACAAUGACAAGUUGGUGGGAAUGGUGAAACUGAGUCUACAUCAGUUCUACAUGUCAUUCAGGGACAAGCGCAUGUCUACAGCUCUUCUCAAGUCUCAGUACCCAGUGAUAGCUGUAGAGAACUACCUUCCUGUGGUGGAUGUGUUCAGUGGCUCGCAGUACGGACAGAUCAACGUCCUCCUUGCUAUGGGAUCCGCGGAACAGAUUGCCCAUCUGGUGCGAAUGAAGACUGAAGGAUUACCAGCCACGUCAGGACCGGAGAGACCUCAACACUAUCUGGAAAGAAAAGACCUUCUACACCAGGGUGAAACAGUUCCUGCACAGAUUGGCACAGAGGCAGUUGUUGAGCACAUAUUUGAGAUUGUGAUUGAGGGUUUGCGCGGCCUUGAGAUGGAAGGAAUGAUCUGGGGUGAGGCAGACUGCUUUGUACAGUACCACUUCCCCACCCAGGCACAGACUACCCCACCUGGCUCUCCUGUCAUCAGGCAUGCUGUUCCGACAAUGAAGGCAUUCAGAACAGCUACGACCCUUUGUGUGGCUGACCCCACAUUCCAUGACGUGACUCGACACAGGAUCCUCCUGCCCCAGGCCACUCCUGUACAGAGGGAACUUCUUACAGCAUGUGGCAGUACAGGAAGUGGCAGUGGUGGUCUGCCGUUUGAGCUCUGGUGCCGUUACUACCACCCGAAUGUACGAGACCAGUGCAGUGCAAAGGGCACCUUGCCCCUUGCCAAGCUGUGCGCCAUGGUAACCAUGCAGAAACGUGGGGAGCCGUCCGUACAGACCUUCUCCUUCCCCUUACAGCAGGUGGGUGGGGAAAGGCCUGGCUCGGACAGACAGAACGCCGGCCUCAUUGAUGUCACUAUACACUACAAGAAUCAGCUUCUGCAGUCUGAGACAGCAGCAGCAGCAGCCAACAAGAACCUGACAGGGGCCCAGGUCUGUGUCUCUGUAGGUGUCAUCAGGGCUUGUGGACUCAAGGCUGCUGCGGAGGUGAGUGCCCAGCAUGACCAGGGCAUGCAGUACCCUGCCGAGGUCGGGGUAAACGCUUACCUCCGCGUGAAGCUCUCCUUCCUGGGAGCAGAAGGAGAGAGAACCACACGUACAGUGGCCAGAUCAUUUGCUCCCGAGUUCUCCCAUUUUAUGGACUUCCCGUGUCCGCUGUUGUGGCCGGAGCCGGACUCUGAUUCCCUGUGUCUAGCAGAGAUGUUGGAGUCAGCUGAGGCCACGUUUGAAGUCUGGCAUCAAGUGCCAGGCAUGUCUGCAGAGCUUGACAGAGAGCUAAAGUCUCUAACAGCAAACGGAGUAACAGGACGACAGAUAGUUGAAAAGACUGGAGACGUUCUCCUGGGGACAACCACUUUACCCCUCGUACAGCUCCUCUCUAACAGGACAGGAAUCAAUGGCUGGUUCCCUGUAAAUGUUCCUGUGUCAGCCUGGAGCCAGGGUGGUGCUGAGAAUCAGGGGGAGGAGGUGAGGCCUGGUACCAGUGGUCUAGCCCGGGUUGGUGGGGGACUGGAAAUCAAUGUGAAGUUUGCCCACCAUGAGGACAGGGAGAGGGUUGUACAUGCAGCCAGGGGUGUGGGCUGGUCACCAGUAGACCUGGAUAUCGAACAGGAUGACUGGGAAAGUGAAGAUGAGAGCAGUAACCGCUACCACCAUAUCAACAUAACGGUGGACCAAGUGACAUUUCCCCUGCAGAGUGCCCUGAUUGCUGGCCAAAAUACUCUCGAUAAAACAGCCCAGUGCUACAUCAGAUACAAGUUCUAUGAUAAAGCUGCUGUGAUGUCCCGGUUCUGUCCAGUAUCAGUGACCGCUGAUGGCUAUAUCACCGCUAAACCAAAGAACAAGCAUGACCUGCAGAUACCGGAUAGCUCCAUGUUUCGAUGGUAUUUGCGGGAGGAGCAUCUAGAGGUGCAGGUGUGGGUCACAUACGGGGCUCAUCAGGGAGAAGAACAGAGGCCCCGACACAGGGACAAGCUAAUUGGAACGUCAUAUGUUGCUAUGGAAACACUGGGUGACCAACGUAGGAAACAACACAGAGUCAGUGGUCUAUUCCCGAUGUACAAGCCGGGCGCCUGUAAUCUUGGAGGAGGGUUUCUCAGGGCUCAUAUUACAACUAAGCCACAGUUUGGGAAAACACCUCAGUCUGAGCACCAGGAGGGCCUGAUUACCCUUGAGGGGGAAGACAUAGACGCUGACUAUGACCCAGACGACAGUUUCCACCAGAUUGUGAGCCACAAGCCUACUGCCAAGACAGAGAGCUCUCCAGAAGUGGAGGAGGGUAUGGUGGGGGAGAGUAGUCAGGAGGGGGAUACCACUCCAACAUUUAUAGCUGUUGUACAGGUGGAGAGGGCCCUGCAUCUGCCACACAUGCAUGAUAAACAAAAGUCAGAGGACUACCUACCGAAUUCCUACGUGUCCUACCCAACGGCUGAGAGUACCAUUCCAUCCUACACAAAUGUCUUCCAUAGUGCGGACAACCCGGUCUGGGACCAUGAACAGGAAACUAAACUCCAUGCCGAGAUGCUCACCCAGGAAAACAAGCAUCUGGUGUUUAAGGUCUGGCACAAGCCUGACGGUGCCCCAAAAAGUCCAGAUAAAUUGACUGAUCGUGUUUUGGGUUUUGUGUCUGUGGACCUGACUCCCCUGGCCAGUGGAAUGCAGCAGAUCUCUGGCUGGUACAACAUCAUGGACUUUAAUGGACAUGUGAAGGGACAAAUAAAGAUAAACAUAAUACCUCAAGAAUCUGUGAUAUCAGGGAUGCCAGGAGGGACAGGGGCUGUGAGUGCAGAGCCAGUCAGCUCCUCCUUCCUGUCCCUACCCCCCUGGGGCACUGGAGCCCCGCCCCUCUCCGCCCCUGGGCCCCUUUCCCUUCCCCACUUCCAGAAUCACUAUGACCAGGUGAAAGAGCACCAUGAGCACCUUCAACAACAGCUGCAGGAACACAUCCAGCAGUUUCUACGGCAGCAGGACGAAUCUGCAGGUCAAGGGCAAGAAUACAGGUCACCAGAUUUGCCAAGGUCAUCAGGGGGACCUCCUGUGUCCUCCAUGAGACUGUCAGAAAUGCCAGGUGGUUCAGCAAUGCUCCAAGAGCCCUCUGACCUGCAGAGGGAGCCAUCGCUCUACCAAAGGGAGCAGUCAAUACACUGGAGACCACAGUUCCCAGACAUGAGGCCUGAUGACAACCCAUCUAGAUCAUUCCUCUACACUAACCUCAGAAAACAAAUGCAAGACCUGGAUGAUAUCACAUAUAAACUGAGGACCAAACUCACCUGCCAGCCAACGUCCAGUGCCCCAGGCCAGGUCCUAGAUUUUGACCUUCCAGUGACCACCCAGUCUGGUCAAUACCCACUGACCUCCACCCAAUCCGACUUUACUGGCUUUGACUUGCCCCGGAGUCAGAGAGACACGCCCCGAGACGAUCUUGGUAACACCGGUUCUCAUGGGGCUGAGUCCUCAAGGACCGUGGGAGAUUCUGGCCAGUAUUCUGUGGAGCAGUCCGGAGAAAAGUAUGAUGACUCUGCUCCUGUCUCCCAGCGAAGUGCUAGUGAUAGACUGGACACACUGAGGUCAGGGGUCACACCAAGGGAUUUCUUAGAUAGUGGCCUGCCUAAUACAAACAAUAACUCAAAUACUGAAGAACCUGAACAGAAUGUGUGGUUAACCAUAUCUCCUAGAGAGUCUAAUGAGAAAAAGGAUGAAUACUCUGAGUCUGGUGGUUUUAGUUACCGUAGAUCACCUAGAGAAACCACUCACACUCCAAGAGAAAAAGUGACAACUCCAAGGGACUUUGAGAAUAUGCUCAAUGCUAACAUGGCUGAAACUGUUCAGCACCACAUAGACAAUGCAAAAAAGUUACUAAAUGAGGUGAAAGAGGAAAAUAAAGCCAAUGACCAGAAACAAAUGAGUGUUAUUCAGGAGUUUUCUGAAAACGACCACAGUGAUAGAUCAGACGAUGAAGGGGACAACAGAUAUUACCACAGAUACAGAGACCUUCUGGAUAAUGAACAGGAUGAGUCUGACAAGGAGGAAGCAAAUGAAGAAGAAGAGGAGGAGGAAGAUGAGGAGGACGACGAGGAAGGAGAAAUAGUUGUGCCAAGGAGGAUUAAUGAUGUCUCUGGGAAGUUUUCACCUACAGGGGAGAUAAUUAUGCUUAGUGAAGAUUUAUCCAGUUCUGUGCCAUAUGGUCAUGGCUCCAUGAAAGGACCUGCUCAGAGGUUCGGUGCUCAGAUAGACAGAAAGUCUGAGCCAGUGUCUCUUCCAAAUACUCCCAGAAAUAGUGAGAGCACCGGUACAGGUGGGGAGUGUCCAGAAGAAAUUCUACAAGAUGUCGAAUAUGACCAAGAUGAUGAAGACACAAGUCUGCGGGAAAAAUCUAAUGUACACAUGGAAGAAAAGGAUGAAAUCCAAUUCAAUGAAAAGGAUAGUUGGUUGUCUGACUCUGAUAAAGAGGAGGAUCACCAUGUUGUUGUGGACAGCAGAUAUGUGCACAAUCAGGCCAACCUUCUGAAGCACAAGCAACAGAGACAAGAUUCUGACACUGGUUACAGCUCCAGGGAUAACGUGUCUGAGAGUUACCUCACACCCAGCGCGGCGGGCACAAACUCAGAGACUGAUAUUUCCCGAUUGCAGGAACAUGAGCACUGGUCCGAUCAGCGUGAGAGUGUUGACGAUCAUGUGUUUAUUGAAAGGCACAAAAACAGGCUUCUUGCUAAUGUUGAGCUUGAAUCCACCGGAGGAAGCUUUGGAAUGAGAUACGAUCCAGGGCCUUCAAGGAUUUCAUCUGCUGGGAGUCGGCAGACACGACAGUCCUCAGAACCAUCUGUCACAGAGUCUUUUGAUGAAAAAGAGGAACAAGAUUAUUUAAAGCAAAAUCUUGAGCCAAUUGAAUCAGAGAGGGAAAAUUUACAACCAAUGUCUGCUAGAACUCAAGAAAUUGAGGAUUUCUUUUGUGGUGACUCACAGAAAGAAGCCACUGACAAUGUUUAUAAAUCUAGAUCUGAUAGUGAUUGCUCUCAUGACACAUUUAAUGACUUUGAACAGAAAGCAAACAGCAGUGGAAGAUUGUCAAAUCGUAGUCAGGGUAAGGGAGCUAACUCUGGUGGGAGUUCUCGAGAGCUGACACCAAGGGACACAACCAAGGGUGCUGUUCCAAACUUUUUCAUGCCUGUACAGGAUCUGGAGGAAUCACUGAAGAAACUGAAAGCCGUAACAAAUAAGGUUGACCAAGGCCAGGAGCGCGAGAAGGCAGCAGCUAGAUCUGAAAUGGCAGCCAAACUAACAUCGAAGGAGAAAUUUGCUCACCAAAACACCAAGCCUCGGCUUCCCACAGCAGAAGAAACCAAACGAAUAGCUAAAAUAUUUUCAUCUAAGUUUUCAUGAAACAGCUACCAAUUAGGAUUAUUUUGGAAUUUUUCUAUGCUUUUUUUAACAGCAUUUUUUAUACUGAUAAUGAGUUAACUUUACCAUUUGGUAUGCUUUGGUGUAGCUUUGAUAUUGUACAGCUCUCUGGUAUAGCAUUUGUUUGUUAAGGACUUUGUUGUGAUUAUUUACUAUGAUAUUUUGUUUUCGGGUUUGAUUUUUGAGUAACUGUUGAUCAUUCAUUGCUCAUCCAUCACUGCACUGUUUGUUCAUUUAGUGCUAUUUUUCUACUAGUUUUGUAAACUGAACAGUAGGCUGAAAUUAGGGAAUUUAUUUUGAUUUACCUGUAGACUUUUAUUUAGUGCCAAAUUUUGUUUUCUUUAUUAGUAGUGGCCUGUGUGUUGCCUGCAUGGGCAUGGCAGACACAUCACGGGAUCAUGUCCGGUGGUGCUGUCAUUCACAGUAGCAGACAUUCAUUUUCGCUCUUUAGCUUGGACAUUUCUUCUCCAAUCUUUACAUAUCUUGGCAGCAAUGCUCACUGACAAAAUAUCUUGGCCAAGUUUGAUUUCCAGUCAAAUCACUAUUGUCAUUCUAGAGUUAAGGCCCUUGAAUUGGCAAAAUGAUUGGCGCUCCUGCCAGGUGCGUAAUUCAUUCUGAUUAAUUGUAAUGAACUGUUUGUCUUGUAUGCAAUUUGAAUUAAUCUGUACAGCAUAUCUUAUCUAAUUUUAUAUGGAUGUUUCUGUUUGUAAUUCUCACCACUUGUUAAGUUUCACACUUUAUGUAUAUUUGCGUACAUUUUUUUACCAUGGCUAUAAGUCUGGUAUACUUAAUUGUAACUUGUUGUUGGAUAAACUCUACUUAAUUUGGUCCGAUUCUUACCCACUAUUGUUUAUUCGUAAAAGUGAUUACCUGUGAGUAAUAUCUACAUUCAAAUAUUAUAGUAAGAAACAAUAGUACAAUGUAUAUCUAUUAAUUGUUAUGAUACUUUUUAUUGGUAUUUUUUUUUGGCCAAAUAAAACAUACUUAAGGAUUAAUCUAAGCAGAAAAGAUGACAAUUAGUUUACAAAAAAAUUUCUGGUACAUGAAGAUGCAUGUUCGGCAUUAUCUUUUAGGUAUCUCUUUUCUCUAUAUGCAUAAUGUCAUCUUCUAGUCAUGAGUAUGCAUGUGUAUCAUCUUAACUCUCUCAAAAAAGACUUCUGUACAAUGAUAAAAUAAAGCACAAGAAGAGGAUAAGGAUGUUUGAAUGGUUUAAGUUGAUUUACUUCAUUCCGAAUUUAACAAAAUUUAUGUGAAUCUGUUAAAUGCAGCUUGUUAUUAAAUUGUCAGUUUAUCAUUGUCUCAGAAAUAUGGACACAUGUUUUUGGUUUAUAGUUGUAUUCCAUAAAUAUCAUAUGUUUUGUAUGUUAUGUGUUGAAAGAGAGACCAGACUGUAUUUGACAUUCCAUCAUUUGACACUUUAUUUAUUCAUUCAUUCAUAUACAAGUUCAUUACAACUCAUUUGGUAGCUAAGAAUAGACAAGCAUCCGUCCAAAUUAGAUAUAGCACACCAUCUAUGAUGUAUUAAUGUAUAGUCAGCCUAGAUACAGUACAUAGCCUUAGUUGCAGUAUAGCUUCUAACAGACCAGGAAUACUUUAGCAUUGACAACUCUUUUUCUUGUAAUGGUAAUAGAUUGCUUGCAAUUUACCUUGUUUACCAAAAUUUCGUUUAUUUUGCUUAAUAUAAAUUUUCUGCUGCUCAUAUUUUUACCAAAUCUUAACGCAUGACAUUAAGAAAAUGUUCAAAAUGUCUGGCCCAGUAUCACAUAAAAAGUUAAAUAAUUUUUUAAUUCCAACUCAUUUUUCCACAUACCAGCAUAUCAUACUUUCAAAUAUUGUAUGUUUUAACUCUUUUUUAAAAGUGCAAUCCCUAAUAGAUUAACAAUGUCCUGAUAAAAAAAAAAUUGAACAAUAUUCCUGAGUUAAAUAAUUCUAGAGCAAAAAAUAUAAAUGAGCAGUUGCUUAAACAUAACAACAAUCAUUUAAUGUAUUACUAUGAACUUUUCACUCAUUAGUCUCAUUAUUAAUGAUAAUGGGCUUUUAAAAAAGGGGGGGGGGGUAAAUUUGAUAUCUAAAUCCUGCUUGAUACUUUAUUACAUUAGAUGAGAUAGAGUUUGAGAAAUUACUUAUUUUUUUGUGAUUUAAGGGCCUGUUGUCAUGAGAUUGUUACUUACACUAUCCCAUGUUGUUUGACCCAAAUUAGAUCUUUUUUCACUGAAAAAUCUCAUGUUCUGAAUCUUAUUAUGUUUCCAUGACAACAGAGUGUUCUCUGUUUCUCCACAGCCUAAGAUGCUUAAAGCACUUCCUUAUGAUAUUGUUACCCGUUACUUUGUAAUAUUUGUAAAGUCUUGUAGGAUACGCUAUUAUUUAUAUGUAACAUAGUGUACAGUAAUUUAUACUAUUAAAGAAAUAAAAGACUUAUUUUCA